CCGGACCUGGAGGAAGAGGAUCGCGCCGGAGCAUCGCGGGACCGAGGGCUGCGGAGAGUCCCCAGGGGCUUCCUCCCCAGUUGCCCGCCAAGCGCGUGCUGGCAGCCUAGUGCGUGCUAGCGACCUUACUGGAGGGCUGGAGCAUCAGGACCGAGCGCACACGAGGCACUGCCCCGUUCGCGUUGUCUGAUCGUAAGGCGCCGAGUGGACCGGCACUUUGGUUGCAGAGCCUGGAUUUCCGUGCAGAAACACGGGUCAGGUCACUGUAGCCGGCACCCGGAGACAGCUGCGGGCGACCUCGGGGUCCAGCUUAUCUGCCGCUGCUCUUCUGUGCUGAACCUGCAGAAGACUCUGUCUGAGGCCUUCGAAGAUUUUCAUCUUCUGAUCUUCUGCCCAGGGUACAACAGGACUGCCAUGACCCAGGUGUGCACCAUUGAAAAUCAACAUUAAGAUCAUCACUAAAGCCCAAUUCUAGACACAUUGGGUUACUCAGUUCCACUGCCUCUACUGCUGCCCCUGCCACUGCUGCCUCAGAGUUAAGAGUCUCACCAGCGAGAUUCCCCUUUCUACAGCCAUGAUGUCUAGGCCAGAGUCUCCGCAAGAGCCAGAACAGCUGCGGAAAAUCUUCGUUGGAGGGUUGAGCUUUGAAACGACCGAUGCAAGUCUGAGAAACCACUUUGAGCAAUGGGGAACACUCACAGACUAUGUAGUAAUGAGAGAUCCCCGCACCAGGCGCUCCCGAGGCUUUGGGUUUGUCACUUUCAGCACCAUCGGGGCAGUGGAUGCAGUCAUGAAUGCAAGGCCACACAAGGUGGAUGGAAGAUAUGUGGAACCAAAGAGAGCUAUCUCCAGAGAAGAUUCUCAAAUACCUGGUGCCCACCUCACCGUGAAAAAGAUUUUUGUUGGUGGCAUCAAAGAAGACACGGAAGAGCGUCAUCUAAGAGAGUAUUUUGCACGUUUUGGGAACAUUGAGAUGAUUGAUGUCAUAACUGACCAAGGCAGUGGAAAGAGGAGAGGCUUUGCUUUUGUGACUUUUGAUGACCAUGAUUCUGUAGAUAAGAUUGUCAUUCAGAAAUUCCAUAUUGUGAAUGGCCACAACUGUGAAAUAAGAAAAGCCUUGUCUAAGCAAGAGAUGGCUAGGGUUUCAUCUAACGUAAGGGGCCACCGUGGUUCUAGACACUUUGGUGGUGGUUAUGGAAGUGCUUUUGGUGGGAAUGCCAGCUUUCUUUAUGGAGGAGGCAUCGGUGGGCAAGGUGCUUUUGGUGGCAGCAUGGGUGGUGGUGGAUUUGGUAGCAAUGCUUUUGGCUAUCAGGGAUAUGGUAAUGACAGCAGUUUUCUAAGUGGUGGAAGUUACAGUGAUUUUGGCAAUUACACCACUCCGUAUUCGUAUUUUGGGCCUAUGAAGGGAGGAAACUUUGGUGACCCAAACUCAGGCCCCUAUAAUGAUGUCAGCCAAUAUUUUGCCAAACCACGAAACAAAAGUGGUUAUCGUGGUUCCAGCAGAGACAAAAAACUUUAAUUGUCAGGAAAGCUCAGACAAGGAGAGCCAGAGAAGUGAAAAGAGAGCUACAGGUUACAAAAGAUUUGUGAACUCAGCCAGACACAGUGAUGGCAAGAUUUAGCUCUACAAAAAAAGACAUGUUUUAGAUAUUGUUGGUUUGAAUGGGUAAAAAAUUUCAGGACUGUAUUUUUAAUAACUAUGUAACUGUUCAUUUUUCUUCUGUGGAAAGUGGAGAGCAUUGUGCCAAAGGAUAUUUGUGUAGAUUCUCUUUUGUAGCGUUGAUAUUGAUUGCUAAGUGUAAUAAUCUUACCAUAAUACUGACUAAAUGUGUGUAUCUUAAAGUGUGCUGUGUAAAGUUAGUGUAUUCUGAAGCAAUCUUGGAAACUUUCCUCCCAGUAGGGUAAUAUUAGAAUUCUUCAGAGUGAUGCCAGUUUCCCUUUGAAAUUCAUUUAUAUCCUGCUUGAGCAGAGAGUCAUUGUCUUCAGAAAUCUUGGUAUAGUUUGCUGACCUUUACUGUAUGUGACCUGGAGUUCAAUCUUAAAAGGGUCACUCAAGCAGAGUCUGUGGAGUUAAUUUGGUUGUUGUUGGUACAUCUUAUGUAAUGUAACUAAAUUGAGUAACGGUACCAGGUAAAAUUUUGGAUGGUACUGAGUAUUCUGUAUAAUGCUUUCUUAUAUGUAAACAGUAAAUUGUUAGUAUCUUCUUUAAAAAAUAAA
Molecule: messenger RNA, 2217 nt
Organism: Sorex araneus (European shrew)
Lineage: Eukaryota; Metazoa; Chordata; Mammalia; Eulipotyphla; Soricidae
Product: heterogeneous nuclear ribonucleoprotein A1-like
Exons: 6
Coding region: 575-1519 (314 amino acids)
Molecular function (GO): RNA binding
Source: RefSeq, a predicted model, not a curated record